Molecule: messenger RNA, 1792 nt
Organism: Salarias fasciatus (jewelled blenny)
Lineage: Eukaryota; Metazoa; Chordata; Actinopteri; Blenniiformes; Blenniidae
Exons: 11
Coding region: 197-1669 (490 amino acids)
Biological process (GO): cell surface receptor signaling pathway; immune response
Cellular component (GO): external side of plasma membrane
Molecular function (GO): transmembrane signaling receptor activity
Source: RefSeq, a predicted model, not a curated record
GUGUGUGUGUGUCCUACUUGCAGCCGCUGUGCGGUGUGUCAAAGUGUGUGUCCUCUCAGUUGUGAAUUUCCCUUUCCGACCGCACUUCAGUGGGCAAACAGCAAAACUCUCAGAUCAUCAGAGACUAAAACCUCCAGAUCACUUCCUCUGAGUCCAGCCAGAGAGCAGCAGCAGGAGAGACCGGCCGGACUGGACGAUGGAGGGAAGACGUGUUCUGCAGCUGCUCUGUCUGACCUUCACUCUCAUCUCCACCACUCUGCCAUCUCUUCAAGCAGGACUGACUGUGAGUCCCAGCAGAUCUCAGUUCCUUCAAGGAGACUCAGUGUCUCUGAGCUGUGAGGAGGACGGAUGGACAGUUUGGAGGAAGACCAGCAGGAGACAGAGGAGUUCAUGUGAAGACGGGUGGGGGAAACCUGCUGGUUCCUCCUGUAGCAUCGGCUACAUGUUUACCUGGGACAGUGGAGUUUACUGGUGUGAGUCCAGAGAGGGAGCAGCUGGAAGCAGCAUCAACAUCACUGUAGCUGUCUUCCCAGGGCGGGACACCACAAGUUCCCCAGCUGGGAGUCUCUCUGUAGCUCCGCCCACUGAUGUAGCUCCGCCCAAGUCUGGAGCUCCACUCACUUCUCUUCAGCUUGUGAUCACAGUUGUCCGCCACCUGGUGGUUUUCUGUCCGUACUUCAUCUCCACUCUGCUCAUGGUGUCGAUAUAUCGAGGCAGAGCCAAAGUGAGAGCAGCUGUGAGACACGUAGACUGGAACCAGGCUGACUGGACGAUGGAGGGAAGACGUGUUCUGCAGCUGCUCUGUCUGACCUUCACUCUCAUCUCCACCACUCUGCCAUCUCCUCCAGCAGGUCUGACUGUGAGUCCCAGCAGAUCUCAGUUCCUUCAAGGAGCCUCAGUGUCUCUGAGCUGUGAGGAGGACGGAUGGACAGUGUGGAGGAAGACCAAAAGAAGAGAGAGGAGUUCAUGUGAAGACGGGUGGGGGAAACCUGCUGGUUCCUCCUGUAGCAUCAGCUACAUGUUUACCUGGGACAGUGGAGUUUACUGGUGUGAGUCCAGAGAGGGAGCAGCUGGAAGCAGCAUCAACAUCACUUCAGAUACAGUGGUCCUCCAGAGUCCAGUCCUCCCUGUGAUGGAGGGACAGGACGUCACUCUGGGUUGUAGAACCAGCGCUCCCUCCACCCUCUCAGCUAGUUUCUUUAAAGAUGGCGUCUUCAUCGGGACCGAGUCCACAGGUCACAUGACCCUCCGCCAUGUUUCCCGCUCUGCUGAAGGCCUCUACAGGUGUAGCUUCAGAGGUGUUGGAGAGUCUCCACCCAGCUGGAUCUCUGUCUCAGCUCCACCUACCAAGGCAGCUCCGCCCACUGAGGAAACUCCACCCAGAAGUGGAGCUCCGCCCAUUUCCAUCACCUCCCUCCAGCUUGUGGUCAGAGUUUUCUGCUACCUGGUGGUUUUCUCUCUGAACUCCAUCUCCACUCUGCUCACGGUGUCUUUAUAUCAAGACAGAACCAAAGGGGAAGAAGCUGUUUUUGAGUCUGUUUGUUUCGCUGGUGAUGGAGCUGACCCUUCCUCCAGAGGGCAGCAUGCAGGACAGGUGGCGGACAUCUCUCAUGAUUGCCUCGGCUCUGGAAAUGAACAAGUCGUCCCCAUGGCGACGCCCUCCGGCUGAGCAGGGAUUGGACGAUGGAGUGAUGAUGUCAUAACCAGUAUAACCAGUCAGCGUCCGCUCUGAAGAUGUGCAGCUGUUGUUGUUGUUGUGCAGAAUGAAUAAAACCUUCAGAUUUUCAGUCGA